CACGACAACAGUAAAUUAUUAUGGCUAAGAUCAAAACCAUUGCCCUUUUCCCCCCCAAUUAUAUCUAUAUAUAUGUAUAACUCUCCGAUCUUAAUUCUCAGACACAAACCACCUCAAUUCAAAAUUGACUUCAAUUUCACAGCAUAUGAAGAAGCUUUUCUCCGAAUUCGCAUCUUGCUGGGGCGGAGCAACUGUCACUACCACGGCGGAGCCUGCCGUGUCCCGCCCCAGGACCAAAAGGACUGCCAAAGUGAGCGGCGCCGCCCAUAAUUGGAAGCCCAAGCUCAAUGCGAUUUCCGAGAACAGCCCCAUCUUCGACGGUGACGACACGCGACGGCCGGUGAAGGCCAAAACUAGGUCUCCGGCGAGGGCCGCGCCGCUCCCGCCGCCGCCGCGAAGUCUAAUUGAGGACUACUGGAAAUAUUCUCAGACAAUGGCGGUGCCGGUGUUUGCUCCGACGUCGUAUUUGUUUUGAGAUGGAGGGCUGCUUACGUCAUAAUUAAUCAUUGUAUAUAUAGUUUAGGUCGAUUGUAUUUUAUAAAUUGGGAUUUUGUUGAUGAAUCUAUUUGUAUGGGCGAUUAUUUUAGUGUAUAGCAGUAAUUCUUAAUUUUGAAAA
Molecule: messenger RNA, 616 nt
Organism: Salvia splendens (bonfire salvia)
Lineage: Eukaryota; Viridiplantae; Streptophyta; Magnoliopsida; Lamiales; Lamiaceae
Exons: 2
Coding region: 146-475 (109 amino acids)
Source: RefSeq, a predicted model, not a curated record